This is a messenger RNA of Aspergillus mulundensis, 1842 nucleotides long. Its product is annotated as Hsp70 family protein. The transcript has 8 exons. Lineage: Eukaryota; Fungi; Ascomycota; Eurotiomycetes; Eurotiales; Aspergillaceae. The coding region runs from base 1 to 1842 and encodes 613 amino acids. The record is from RefSeq and is a predicted model, not a curated record.
AUGGACGAAAAAGAGGCUCUGGGCCCGCCCGUCAAGGUGAACGGGUCGCCAUCCACAUGGGUCGAGGAGCGGUUUCCCGAUAUCGUCGUGGGGAUUGACUUUGGGAUGACAUGCACUGGCGUGGCCUACUCAACCGGCCCAGACUGGGGCCCCCCAAAGACCAUCCAACGCUGGCCGGGGAAAUUACUGAGCGAACUCGCCAACAAAGCCCCGACCAGUCUUGUCUACAGCCCUGAUGGGAAAAUACUAAGGGACUGGGGCUUUGGCUGUGACACCGAAGAUCGCUCAGCAGACAUCAAGGAAUUCUUCAAGCUGCACUUGACGUCGCAGAGCGAGUUUGCGGACCUAGGGCUGCAGAUUACGCAGGCUGAAGCGAGGCGCUGGUUCCAGGAUUACAUUUCGUGCAUCUAUAGACAUGUCCUUGAGCACUUGACGGGCUCGAUUCCGGGUUUUGAAACCAUGCGCGUCGAGUUCAUGUUUAGUGUGCCGACGACUUGGAAGGAUGUGCGUGUUAUUGAGGAGAUCCGCGCCCUGCUUGAUAAGGCUGUCCAUAGACCGAACCAUUGGGCUUGCAUAGCGCUUACCGAGGCUGAAGCUGCGGCGGUGUAUGCUUGUAGGGGGUAUUAUCAGCCGGGAAAUAUCGUGCUGGUCUGUGACAGUGGCGGUGGGACUACGGUUGAUGUAAAUGUCCUCCGACUCCUUUCAGCCCGAGGCGAACCCGUCCAGUUGGAGCAACUCGGCAGCGUGGAAGGACGACCCAUUGGAUCCGUCUUCAUCGACCGCGCAAUCCACAAACUGAUCGCUGAGCGCCUUAGCAAAGCGACCGACCACCUCCUCCAGACACCCGAGUACACAGCGUGGAAAAUGAUCUCGGGUCGGUUCCAGCGGCUGAAGUGCGCCUUUGGAACUGAUGCAGCAAAGACGCCUUUCCUGAGCCUUGAUGUGCCGUUUCUAAAAGACCAAAGGGUUGAUUUGCCCGAGGCAGGCAUUUCAAACGGGAGUAUGCGGAUUGAAUGGGAGCACGUCCGAUCCGCCUUCGACACCAAGAUCAACGAGAUGUGCGAGCUCCUCGACGGCCAAAUCCAACAGAUGCAGACGAGACAUCCUCUGAGCCAAAUAUCCUACAUCGUCCUCUCCGGCGGCUUCGGCAGCUCCCCCUACGUCAAAACCCGCCUGCACACCCGCUACGCCAUGCCAGGGCUAACAAAGCACGCCAACAUCCUAGGCGCGCAGCUCCUGCUAGCCGAAGAACCCCAGCUAGCAGUCGUGCACGGGCUCGUCCUCGAACGCACGCAGCAACUCCACCACGGCCUGACGAGUCUCGGCGCGCGCUGCUCCCCCGUAAGCUACGGCAUCAUUUGCGACCAGCUGUACGACGCAGCCGUGCACCUGGGCCAACGCGUGCGGCGCGACCCGAGAGACAACAACCUCUACGCGGUCGAGCAGAUCGAGUGGCUUGUUGUCGCGGGCCAGCCUGUUCCGCCGUGCGGGAUAAGCAAGGCUUUCCAGUUGAAGAUCAUGCCUGGUGAUGAGGCGUCGCCUUGGAAGGCGCAUAUCGUUAGCUCGUUGCGGCGUGCGGAAAGUUUGGCGCGGAGUGUAGCGGAUCCUGGCGUCGAACGCGUGUGUAGUCUGGAUAUCAGCACGGAGGAUGUGGAGCGGAAGGUGAAGAAUGGGAAGUGGUAUAAUGUGCGUCCGAGGUAUUGUCGGGCGACGUUUGAGGUCAGGGUUGUUGUUGGGGCGGCGGAUUUGUCGUUUCAGCUUUGGUCGAGGGACAGGAGGGUGAGGGUUCAGGGGGGGCAUGAGCCGAUUCGGGUGCAGUGGAUGCCGGCUGGGCCUGGGUAG